ACCUCCGUAAUGUGAGAAGCACAAAAGGAGCCAUUUAUUGUAAGAUGCAAUCUGAUCCGUCAUAAGCUCCGCUCACCCGUCCCCAUGGUCUCCCCACGCAGCCUCAGCUCUUGCCAGGGCCUUUCUGGAAGCAACCCGAGCACAGAAUUUCCCAGUCCGGUGCAGGAGGAGCUUUGCCUCACAGAGCUGAUGGGAGAGAGCCCUGAGAGGCGCAGGGUGAACCAGGGCAACAUGCCGGGCAUCCAGAGCACCUUCCUUGCCAUGGACACGGAGGAAGGCGUGGAGGUGGUGUGGAAUGAGCUGCUCUUCACUGACAAGAAGGCCUUCAAAGCACACGAGGAGAAGAUCAAGACCAUGUUUGAGCAGCUGGUGCUGGUGGACCACCCCAACAUCGUGAAGCUGCAUAAAUACUGGCUGGAUGUGAAGGACUCGAAGGCACGGGUCAUUUUCAUCACAGAAUACGUGUCUUCGGGGAGCCUGAAGCAGUUCCUGAAGAAAACCAAGAAAAACCACAAGGCCAUGAAUGCCAGGGCCUGGAAGCGCUGGUGCACGCAGAUCCUGUCCGCUCUCAGCUUCCUCCACUCCUGUGAGCCCCCCAUCAUCCACGGCAACCUCACCAGUGACACCAUCUUCAUCCAGCACAACGGGCUCAUCAAGAUCGGCUCCGUGUGGCACCGGGUGUUUGCCAACGCCCUUCCAGACGACCUGCGGAGCCCCAUCCGGAUCGAGCGGGAGGAGCUGCGCAAUUUGCAUUUCUUUCCCCCUGAAUACGGCCAGAAGGCCGACGGGACAGCCGUGGACAUCUUCUCCUUUGGGAUGUGCGCACUGGAGAUGGCAGUGCUGGAGAUCCAGACCAAUGGUGACACGCGGGUCUCGGAGGAGGCCAUCAUGCGGGCACGGCAUUCUCUGGAUGACCCCAACAUGAGGGAGUUCAUUCUGUCGUGCCUGACCCUCAACCCCGACAAGCGGCCGACGGCCAACAGCCUCCUCUUCCACCGCGUGCUCUUCGAGGUCCAUUCCCUGAAGCUGCUGGCAGCACACUGCUUCAUCAACAACCAGUAUCUGAUGCCAGAGAACGUGGUGGAGGAGAAGAUAAAGGAGCUGGACCUGAACAUGGUGAUGGCAGAGAUCCGGCGUGAGGGUCGGCCUGGAGCACAGUGGAGGUACUCUGAGGUCUCGUUCCUUGAGCUCGACAAGUUCUUAGAAGACGUCAGGAAUGGCAUUUACCCUCUGAUGAAUUUCGCUGUCUCCAGACCCCACGCCCUCCCACGGGCACUCUCUCAACCCCCAGAGGACCCUCAGAAAGCCAAAACCCCCACGCCAGAGCCCUUCGAUGUGGAGACCAGGAAGGUGGUGCAGAUGCAAUGCAACAUGGAGCUGAAUGAGGACAAGACUCAGUGGCAUCUCACGCUCCUGCUGAUCCUGGAGGACAAGCUGCACCGACAGCUGAGCUACGACUUGCUGCCCACUGAUAACUCCAAGGACCUCGCCACAGAGCUGGUGCACUACGGGUUCAUCCACGAGGAUGACUGUGAGAAACUGGCUAACUUCCUGGAAAAUGCCUUCCACAAGCACCGGUCUCCUCCCUUGUGAGUCACCCCUGGGGCAGUGGGGUCCCUGCGCUGUGGGGACGGGCACGAUACCCAGCAAGGAGCAGCCAUGGGCUCUGGAACCAACUCCUCCAGCGGGGCCGCUCCAGACUGAAUCUUUGCAGUCCGUGAGAGUCUGUAUGCCUUUGCUGUGGCGUGGAAAGACAACAGCAAGCGGAAUAGCAACCAGCUGUAACACAAGGAAUGGCCUCUGCACCAGCACGUGCCCCGGCCCCUGCUCCUGGAGAGGCAAUCCAGGGUAGCUGUGGGGCCUGGGGGAGCGCUGAUGGUGUUUGUGAAGAUGUGGAGUUGCUGCAAGAGUCCCACAGACUGAUGCAUUUGCCUCUGGGAGUGAUAAGCUUUUCUCACUGUGGGUCCUAAAGCUCUUUCUUUUUUCCUCUUUGCCAGCUGGUGAUGGGUGCGGAAGGGAGGAAAGCUCCAGCGCAGUUUGCCACCUGCCACGUUCCAUCCUCUAUCUCCUUUUCCUGAUGUUUUGUUAAGGUUUCCCACGCACAGCUGAACCGCUGUGAUGCCUUUCAGUUAGAAGCUCGCAUCUUGCUGUAAGCUGACAGGUGGACUUUGUGAGCUGGACUUGGCGCUGCAGGAGAAGAAACUGCAGCAACCCAAACCCAGCUGGAUCCCAACACAGGGAACAGCAGAAACGUCACUGGUGCUGAACAGAACCAUUUUCACUGCU
This is a messenger RNA of Tympanuchus pallidicinctus (lesser prairie-chicken), 2286 nucleotides long. It is a transcript of the gene NRBP2, whose product is annotated as nuclear receptor binding protein 2. Gene Ontology annotation, biological process: intracellular signal transduction; endoplasmic reticulum to Golgi vesicle-mediated transport; protein phosphorylation. Gene Ontology annotation, cellular component: endomembrane system; cytoplasm. The transcript has 18 exons. NCBI's taxonomy places the organism in Eukaryota, Metazoa, Chordata, Aves, Galliformes, Phasianidae. The record is from RefSeq and is a predicted model, not a curated record. The coding region runs from base 85 to 1593 and encodes 502 amino acids. Gene Ontology annotation, molecular function: protein serine/threonine kinase activity; ATP binding.